Penicillium brasilianum is the source of this 681-nucleotide messenger RNA. Lineage: Eukaryota; Fungi; Ascomycota; Eurotiomycetes; Eurotiales; Aspergillaceae. The record is from the annotation of a GenBank genome assembly.
AUGGCGGCUAAAGCGAAGGCAGUCCAGGCGCUGAGCAAGUUCGCGUCUUGUGAUAUUGGAGAUGCCCUGGUGAAACUCGGAAUCAAACAUGGCGGAUACUUGUCUGGCCUAUCGAUGUACAGCCCUCACCGAAUGAGUGGACCGUCCAAGAUCUUCGGUCCUGCAUAUACCGUCCGCAUGGUACCAGCUGCCGACAAAUCCUCCCCAACCCCAGAGCGCCAUUUCGCCGAUGCAAUCCCUAAAGGCAGCGUCGUCUUCGUAUCUCAGCCCAAGGGGCUGAUCAGUGCUUGCUGGGGCGGUUUGAUGAGCACUCGUGCGCAGAAGCUGGGUGCCGCUGGAGUGGUCAUUGAUGGUCGGUUCAGAGAUAUUGAAGAGCACCGUGCAUUGAACAUGGGAUUAUUCGCCCGGGGAAUCAGCAUCUUGGGAUCGAAUAGUUUUACUCGGUCGUCCGAGUUGAACGUUCCGGUGGAGUAUGAGAAUGCCGAAGUCAAUGAGAAAGUGGCCAUCAACCCUGGUGACUAUAUCCUCGGUGAUUGUGAUGGUGUUGUCGCGAUCCCGCCUAGUGUCGUUGAAGAAUGCUUGCGCCUCUGUCAGGAGCGGUACGAGAUCGACGAGAAGACGAGAGAAUGCUUGGAAAACGGAGAUGAAAUGGGACCUACUAUUAAGAAGCUAAGAAAGUAA